GGCGGGCGGGGCGGGGCGGCGAGUGCGGGCGCCGGGCGCACACCGGCCGGCGGGGCUGACGGGGGCGGCCGGCGAGGCGCGGGCCGCCGAGGCCGAGGAGCCGGAGGCUUCCGGGGCGGCGGAGCCGAGGGUCCGAGGGCGAGGGCCGAGGAGCCGAGAGCGCGGGCAGCCGGCGCGCGGACCGUGAGGGCACGCGGUCCGCCGGCCCGUCGCCGUCCCCCGUCCGCGUCCCCGUCCGCGUCCCCGGCUCCGCUCCCCGGCCCCGCGCGGCCCGGGCGGAGGACGCGGCGGGAGGAUGUCGGCGGGCGGCCGCGACGAGGAGCGGCGGAAGCUGGCCGACAUCAUCCACCACUGGAACGCCAACCGGCUGGACCUGUUCGAGAUCAGCCAGCCCACCGAGGAUUUGGAGUUCCAUGGAGUGAUGAGAUUUUAUUUUCAAGAUAAAGCUGCUGGAAACUUUGCGACAAAGUGUAUCCGGGUCUCUAGUACGGCCACCACUCAAGACGUCAUCGAGACGCUCGCAGAGAAGUUCCGGCCUGACAUGCGAAUGCUGUCUUCUCCCAAGUACUCGCUCUAUGAGGUGCAUGUCAGCGGAGAAGAAAGAAGAUUGGAUGUAGAUGAGAAACCCCUAGUUGUACAGUUGAAUUGGAAUAAAGAUGAUCGAGAGGGCCGAUUUGUCCUUAAGAAUGAGAACGACGCCUUUCCUCCUAAGAAGGCUCAAAGUAACGGACCUGAGAAGCAGGAGAAAGAAGGCGUCAUCCAGAACUUCAAGAGAACUCUCUCAAAGAAGGAAAAGAAGGAGAAAAAGAAGAGAGAAAAAGAAGCAAUGAGACAGGCGUCUGAUAAAGAUGAUAGACCCUUCCAAGGGGAUGACAUUGAGAAUUCUCGACUGGCUGCCGAGGUUUACAAAGACAUGCCUGAAACCAGCUUCACCCGGACUAUUUCCAAUCCCGAGGUGGUUAUGAAACGGCGGAGGCAGCAAAAACUGGAGAAGAGAAUGCAGGAAUUUCGGAGCUCAGAUGGGCGACCUGAUUCGGGUGGAACACUGAGAAUUUAUGCAGAUAGUUUAAAACCAAAUAUCCCCUACAAGACAAUCCUGCUGUCUACUACAGACCCUGCAGACUUCGCAGUGGCUGAAGCUCUGGAGAAGUAUGGUCUGGAAAAAGAAAACCCGCAGGAUUACUGCAUUGCCCGUGUCAUGCUUCCUCCUGGAGCCCAGCAUUCUGAUGACAAAGGCGCUAAAGAAGUCAUCCUGGAUGAGGAUGAGUGUCCUUUACAGAUCUUCAGGGAGUGGCCGGGUGACAAAGGGAGUUUGGUCUUUCAGUUGAAGAGGAGGCCCCCGGAUUACAUCCCAAAGAAAAGUAAGAAGCACGGCGACGGGAAGCUGGCGAAGGGGAAGGAGAGGGCGGACGCGGCCAGCUACGGCUCUGCGCUGCCGCCCGACAAGCUGCCCUACCUCGUGGAGCUGAGCCCGGGGAGAAGGAAUCACUUUGCCUACUACAACUAUCACACUUACGAAGACGGUUCUGACUCCAGAGAUAAGCCCAAGCUUUACCGCCUUCAGUUAAGCGUGACUGAGGUUGGGACGGACAAGGUGGAUGACAGCUCCAUCCAGUUGUUUGGUUCAGGAAUUCAGCCCCAUCACUGUGACCUCACGAACAUGGACGGAGUUGUCACCGUCACUCCGAGAAGCAUAGAUGCAGAGACCUACGUGGAAGGACAGCGCAUCUCAGAGACGACCGUGCUGCAGAGUGGGAUGAAGGUGCAGUUUGGGGCAUCCCACGUGUUCAAGUUUGUGGACCCCAGCCAGGACCACGCGCUCGCCAAGAGAUCCGUGGACGGAGGCCUCACGGUGAAGGGUCCCAGACAUAAGCCUGGAGUUGUUCAGGAGACGACUUUUGACUUAGGAGGAGAUGUUCACAGUGGAACAGCAUUGCCAACGAGCAAGAGCGCCACGAGACUGGACAGUGACAGAGUGCCGUCUGCCUCCAGCACAGCCGAGCGAGGGAUGGUGAAGCCAAUGGUCAGAGAACAGCAGCAGGAUUACCGCCGGCAGGACAGCAGAACUCAGGAUCUUCCUGGGCCUGAGCUCAUAUUGCCUGCAAGCAUUGAAUUCAGGGAGAGUGCUGAAGAUUCAUUUUUAUCUGCCAUUAUCAAUUACACGAAUAGCUCUACAGUCCACUUUAAGCUGUCCCCUACGUACGUGUUAUACAUGGCCUGUCGGUAUGUAUUGUCGAGCCAGUACAGGCCCGACGUCAGUCCCACGGAGCGGACGCACAAGGUGAUUGCGAUCGUCAACAAGAUGGUGAGCAUGAUGGAAGGGGUGAUCCAGGAAGUAGACCAGGUUGAUCAGAAACAGAAGAACAUUGCAGGGGCUCUUGCUUUCUGGAUGGCAAACGCAUCUGAGCUUCUCAACUUCAUCAAGCAGGACCGAGAUCUCAGUCGAAUCACAUUGGAUGCCCAAGAUGUUUUAGCACACUUGGUUCAAAUGGCGUUUAAAUAUCUGGUUCACUGUCUUCAAUCAGAACUGAAUAAUUAUAUGCCAGCCUUUCUGGAUGACCCGGAAGAGAACAGUCUGCAAAGACCGAAAAUAGACGAUGUCCUGCACACGCUCACGGGCGCCAUGUCUCUGCUGCGACGCUGCAGAGUGAACGCCGCGCUGACCAUCCAGCUCUUCUCUCAACUCUUCCACUUCAUCAACAUGUGGCUGUUCAACAGACUGGUGACGGACCCCGAGUCGGGACUGUGCUCCCACUACUGGGGGGCGAUCAUCCGCCAGCAGCUGGGGCACGUUGAGGCAUGGGCAGAGAAGCAGGGCCUGGAGUUGGCUGCCGACUGUCACCUCAGCAGGAUAGUGCAGGCAACCACUUUGCUCACGAUGGAUAAGUAUGCACCUGAGGACAUCCCCAACAUAAACAGCACUUGCUUUAAGUUAAAUUCCCUGCAGCUUCAAGCCUUGUUGCAGAAUUAUCACUGUGCGCCCGACGAGCCCUUCAUCCCAGCGGAUCUGAUAGGAAGCGUAGUGGCUGUGGCUGAGAACACGGCUGACGAGCUGGCGCGCAGUGAUGGCAGGCAGGUGCAGCUGGAAGAGGAUCCUGACCUGCAGCUGCCUUUCCUUCUGCCAGAAGAUGGCUAUUCUUGCGAUGUCGUCAGAAACAUGCCAAACGGUUUACAAGAGUUUUUAGACCCUCUGUGCCAGAGAGGAUUUUGCAGGUUAAUUCCUCAUGCACGUUCACCAGGUACCUGGACAAUAUAUUUUGAAGGUGCAGAUUAUGAAAGUCACCUCAUGCGUGAGAACACAGAACUGGCUCAGCCUCUGAGGAAGGAACCGGAAAUAAUCACCGUGACGCUGAAGAAGCAGAAUGGGAUGGGCCUCAGCAUCGUCGCAGCAAAGGGCGCCGGGCAGGAUAAACUCGGAAUCUACGUCAAGUCUGUCGUGAAAGGAGGUGCUGCGGAUGUGGAUGGACGGCUCGCCGCUGGUGACCAGCUGCUCAGUGUGGAUGGACGAAGUCUGGUAGGACUCUCUCAAGAAAGGGCAGCAGAACUCAUGACAAGAACAAGUUCCGUGGUGACACUGGAAGUAGCAAAGCAAGGAGCGAUUUAUCACGGUCUUGCUACCCUGCUCAAUCAGCCGUCCCCGAUGAUGCAAAGAAUUUCAGAUCGCCGUGGCUCAGGUAAACCCCGACCAAAGAGCGAAGGUUUUGAGCUCUACAAUAAUUCAGCUCAGAAUGGGUCACCGGAGAGCCCGCAGCUGCCGUGGGCAGAAUACAGUGAACCAAAGAAACUGCCCGGCGACGACAGGCUGAUGAAGAAUCGAGCUGACCACCGCUCCAGCCCCAACGUAGCAAAUCAGCCUCCUAGUCCUGGAGGGAAAAGUACGUACGCCCCUGGAACGACGGCCAAGAUCACGUCUGUCUCUACUGGAAACCUCUGCACUGAGGAGCAGACCCCUCCCCCCAGACCUGAAGCCUACCCCAUCCCCACUCAGACCUACACCAGAGAGUAUUUCACCUUCCCAGCCUCGAAGUCCCAGGACCGGAUGGCUCCUCCUCAAAACCAGUGGCCGAGUUACGAGGAAAAGCCACACUUGCACACAGACAGCAGUCAUUCCAGUUCCGCAAUUCAGCGUGUUACCCGUUCCCAGGAGGAACUCCGGGAAGAGAAAGCUUAUCAGCUGGAGCGGCAUCGAAUAGAGGCGGUUAUGGAUCACAAGUCUGAUAGUGAUAUGUGGAUAAAUCAGAGUUCCUCACUGGGCUCCAGUGCAUCCAGCCAAGAGCACCUGGACCACUCCUCCAAGGCAGGCACCCCUGCUUCCACUCUGACCAAAAGUGGCCCUGGGCGCUGGAAGACGCCAGCGGCUGUGCCGCCCAUGCCCGUGGCUGUCUCCCAGCCUAUUCGAACAGACCUGCCCCCACCACCCCCUCCGCCUCCCGCCCACUAUGCCAGUGAGUUGGACGGAAUCCCCAUGGAUUUGCCUCUCCCACCCCCUCCUUCUGCCAGCCACUUAGGACCUCAGUCUGCCCAGGUGGCUGCUGCAGAGCGGAAGAAGAGAGAAGAGCAUCAGCGGUGGUAUGAGAAGGAAAAGGCCCGUCUAGAGGAGGAGCGGGAGAGAAAGCGAAGGGAGCAGGAGAGAAAGCUGGGCCAGAUGCGCACCCAGGCUCUGAACCCCGCUCAGUUUCCUCCUGCGGCUGUCCAGCAGAUGAAGCCGGAAAAGCCCUCCACGCUCCAGAGGCCCCAGGAGACCGUCAUUCGGGAGCUGCAGCCCCAGCAGCAGCCCCGCACGAUUGAGCGCAGAGACUUGCAGUACAUCACCGUCAGCAGAGAGGAGCUCUCCUCGGGGGACAGUCUCUCUCCAGACCCGUGGAAGCGGGACGCCAAGGAGAAGCUUGAGAAGCAGCAGCAGAUGCACAUUGUGGAUAUGCUGAGCAAGGAGAUCCAGGAACUCCAGGGCAAGCCCGACCGCACUGCGGAGGAGAACGACCGCCUGCGGAAGCUCAUGCUGGAGUGGCAGUUCCAGAAGAGGCUCCAGGAGUCGAAGCAGAAGGACGAGGACGAUGAGGAAGAGGAAGACGACGAUGUGGAUACCAUGCUGAUCAUGCAGCGCCUUGAGGCCGAGCGAAGAGCAAGGCAGACUGCUCUGCCAGCAAUCUCUGUUCUAGAUUUGUUACAGGAUGAGGAGCGGAGACGGCAGCAGCAGCUAGAAGAGAUGCGUAAACGGGAAGCAGAAGACCGAGCCAGACAGGAGGAAGAGCGGCGCCAGCAGGAGGAGGAGCGAGUCAGACGGGAUGCCGAGGAAAAGAGGCGACAGGAAGAAGGGUAUUACAGCCGCCUGGAAGCCGAAAGGCGCAGACAGCACGACGAGGCCGAGCGCAGGCUGCUGGAGCCCGAGGAGCCGGGGCUGGGCCGGCCCCCCCUGCCGCGCGGCUACGAGCCGCCGCCCCCGUCCCCCCCGGCCGGCGCGCCCCCGCCCCCGCCGCAGCGCGGCGCCUCCUUCCUGCAGGCGCAGGCGCUGUCCCCCGACGCCCUGUACACCGCCAAGCUGGUCGCCUACGGCGAGGAGGAGGCGGAGGACGGCAGCCUAGCAGCCGCCCUCGGCCAGCGCCAACAGUACUGCUCACGAAGCAGGCCAGCCCCCGCCCCCUCCAAAAAAGCCAGGCGUCCGCGCGCCCAGCCACUCCCGGGGUCGAGGACCAAACUCUUACACGGGAUCUGCUGGGACAGCCCUCGGUGCCCAUGAUGCUCAUCGGGAUUCAAGAGAGAGACUGUCCAAAAGCCAAGACGCAGAUGCACCUGGAGGUUCUGGGGCCCCUGAAAACUUGACCUUCAAAGAACGCCAGCGCCUCUUUUCACAAGGUCAGGAUGUGUCCAAUAGAGUCAAAGCGUCUCGGAAGUUGACAGAGCUGGAGAACGAGCUGAACACCAAAUGAGGAGGGGGGCGCUGCGGGCAGGGCUUGGAGACGGGAGAGGAGGCUGCGUCCCCAGGUCCCCACCGCUGCCUCCACAAUGUCAGGAUGGAGACGUUCCAGUUCCGAGGAAUUCUAUUUUAUUUUGCCGAGAGAUUGUCCUUUCUACAAUUUAAAUACUAAUUUCCUAAGUCUCUGACUCACAUAAAGGUAACUUUUUUUUAGUUUCUUUUCUGGAGUCUGAGUUUGAAAGGGGACAGAAUGAAGGGCCGUAGAAGAUAAUGAAAUGUUUCUCCUCCCGUCUCUUCCCCAAGGAGCACAAAGAAGUUUCAUUUCUGUUCUUUCUCAAAGACUUUCUUUUAGCUCACGCAGAAUAGCUUGAACCACCCAGACUAUCGUUUGCACUAUUUAGUAGCAACUGCACACUGUUCUCGGGACGAGUCAGGUCUCGCCUCCCCGGGGAGAGGGCUUGCGAGCACGUGCUGUCUGUACGUCGAGCGCAGCCCACGUGGCAGCCCCUCUGGUCUCUGCGUGGUCACGACGCAGGAGGACGAUGCGCACCAGAGACUUUGCUCCAUCUCAUUCCUUGCAGGUACACGCCCGCCUGAUCAAUGCUAAACGUGUGAUUGGAAAGAAUUUCUCCAAGAAGAAAAUGUUGAGGAUUUAAACUUAGGAAAUUUUAUUUUUAUAAAUAUCAGAUUAUUGUUAGACUAAUAAAUCAUUGGUGAUUUUGAAGAUGGCAGUUAAGUUAGAAAGUUAACUAAAUAUUUCAGGUAUUCUAAGGGAAUCUGUGAAAGAAGAUGUCCUUAGCCGCACGGUGUUGCUGUGAAUAGGAACGAAAAUACCUGAGAGGAACCGAGAUUAGCAGCUGACACUCCAGCACAGCUGUUGUUAGAGGUUUUAAAUUUGCAGCACUAGAUUUCCCUUGGUAUGCUGUCAGGGAGCGGAAGGGUUCAACUGCAUAUGACAUCUGUAAUUUAAAUAUUGUAAGAAUAACUCAUGGCAGUUCAAGCUAUUUUUUUACACUCUAAUAGAGUUAUUUAAUUUUCAUUGUUGAAUUAUCAGUCACACUGUCAUUUCUUCAGCUAUGGCUAUGUAGCUGACGUUGGGGAGAUGGACCUCACUUUGUUUAUGUUGUGAUGUUAAAAUGGUAAAUUACUUUGUGAUUACGAGCACAUUUUCUAUUUGACAAAGCCCUGCUGUGGGGUCUGGGUGAUUUUCCUGUACCGUAUUGUUCUCUUACAGCUGUGUAUGUUCAGAGAACGUACACACUUUGAAACAGAAGAGGAAGAGGCUUUCUGGCCUUACGAUCACUUUAAUGAGAGUUGUAUGAGGAAUCAUUAAAAUGCGAGUGUAAAUAUUUUUGUGUCAAUCAGGGUUCUUAUUUGGAAGUGUGCUUUUACUGUUUCCCGUGUUUAAGUAAGAGUAAAAUGCAAGGAAGGACCGGCGUGCUGGCUCCAUGCACGCGGCAAAGUGGGCUCCUCCCCGAGGCCUGGAGAGCGCUGGCCGCCUGGUGGGAUGCGGCCCACCCCUUCUUUAUGGAAAAAGAUGCAGGAGAACGACUCUCCUGUUAAUAUGUGGAAAACAACAAAUACACAUACGUCCGCGCAAACGCAUGUAAAUAGCUACAUCCAGGGACGUUUGUGUGUGUGCCUGUGAGCCCGUAACAGGAGGAUUUGGCCAUCCUUAGAUGAGGUCAAAUGUGAAUACAUGGGAAGUGCUUUUCCUGCCUGUGCGUCACUGUGGAAAACGUCACAACUGCUGUAGUGUCCCUUUCUACUGUAUUUCAUUUGCAGCCUAUUUUUAAUAAACUUUGUAUGUAUUUAA
Messenger RNA from Equus caballus (horse), 7730 nucleotides. The record is from RefSeq and is a predicted model, not a curated record. NCBI's taxonomy places the organism in Eukaryota, Metazoa, Chordata, Mammalia, Perissodactyla, Equidae.